Molecule: messenger RNA, 1614 nt
Organism: Candidula unifasciata
Lineage: Eukaryota; Metazoa; Mollusca; Gastropoda; Stylommatophora; Geomitridae
Source: the annotation of a GenBank genome assembly
AUGCAGCGAAGGAUUUCUGGUGCCGUCCAUCAGGGCACAGGGAGGCUGCAUGUGAUACAGGAUGGAGAAGUUGAUGAAAGUACCACAUUGCUUCCAUCUUAUGCUGAUGUGGAGAGAAAGCACAAACAGGCAACUGGGUCACAGUGUUUUGAGGCCCGCCACAUGCUGGCUGUAAUGGCCUUCUUGGGAUUUUUCAAUGUCUACUGCUUACGGGUGAACCUCAGCGUGGCUUUGGUGGCCAUGGUCAACGUUACACACAAGGACAGUUCCAAUGUCAGUGUCAGUACUGAGUGUCCAGAUUCCGACACUGGGAAUUCAUCUUCACGUGUUUCUACUGGAGAAUUUAACUGGGAUCAGCAGAUGCAGGGCAACAUCCUUGGGGCAUUUUUCUAUGGCUACAUCGUGACUCAGCUGCCUGGAGGAUGGCUGGCAUCCAGGUUUGGUGGCAAGAGGUUGUUUGGCUAUGGGGUUCUGUGCACAUCGGUCCUGACUCUCGUAACACCAAUAGCUGCCAGAUAUAGUGUCUAUCUCCUGAUUGCCGUACGUGUGUUGGAGGGAAUUGGAGAAGGUGUCACUUUUCCUGCCAUGCAUGCCAUGUGGGGCAGCUGGGCUCCAGUGUGGGAAAGGAGCAAGCUCGUGGCUUUUACUUAUGCUGGGGCCCAGCUAGGUACAGUGUUUUCAUUGCCUAUAUCUGGGAUACUUUGUGACAGCGACGUCGCUGGUGGAUGGCCUUCUGUAUUUUAUGUAUUUGGUGCGUUGGGCUGUGUGUGGUUCAUAGCUUGGAUGUUGCUCACACACGAUACCCCAGCUAAACAUCCUAGGAUAUCAACUUCGGAGAGGGAUUACAUCGAAAGUUCAGUAGGGACGCAGGAGAGAGUUCCGACUCCAUGGAAAAAAAUAUUUACAAGCUCAGCUGUCUGGGGUUUAGCUGUUGCCCACUUUUCUAGCAACUGGGGUUUCUAUACGCUGCUGACCUGCCUGCCCACGUACAUGAAGAACAUACUUAAAUUUGACAUGACAGAGAAUGGUAUUCUAUCAGCUAUCCCAUACGCUGCUUGCUGGGCCGUGCAGAAUAUAUCUGGUUUUACUGCUGACUACUUGCGCAGCCACGGAUACUUAUCCACUGGAAAUACCCGCAAGCUGUUCAACACCCUAGGUACUGUGAUACCUGCACUGAUGUUGGUGACUGUGGGCUUUGUGGGGUGCGACCACGUGUUGGCCAUGGUUUUCCUGACCCUCUCUGUGGGCUUUGUGGGCUGUACUAUGGCAGGGUAUAACGUCAAUCACCUGGAUAUUGCACCCAAGUUUGCAGGUAUUCUUUGUGGUAUAACCAAUGGUCUGGCAACCAUACCUGGGUUUGUUGGCCCCGCUGUUGUUGGAUACUUGACAAAUAACAAUGAAACCCGACAUCAGUGGCAGAUCAUCUUUUACAUCACUGGCGUCAUCUACUUCAUCGGCGCCUUCUCAUUUAUCGUUUUUGCUAAAGGAGAGGAGAUGCCUUGGUCACGAGCCUCACCAAAAGAAUCUGACAUCACUGUAGUUGUUCCACAACCACCACGAAGGGAGAGCAUUGUCUCAGUAAAUGGAGAUCCACCUCCUGCCUACACUGAAUGA